Messenger RNA from Humulus lupulus (European hop), 1482 nucleotides. RefSeq lists its product as uncharacterized. The transcript is spliced from 7 exons. Bases 410 to 1225 code for a protein of 271 amino acids. The record is from RefSeq and is a predicted model, not a curated record. NCBI's taxonomy places the organism in Eukaryota, Viridiplantae, Streptophyta, Magnoliopsida, Rosales, Cannabaceae.
AUUUAGAAUCGUCAAUGGAAUUUCUAAAGUUACAACACGCUAAGAGAUUUCUGUACUUAAUUUUAGAUUGAUUAAUUGAGUUUGUGUCAUCUAAUUGCUAUUGGUGAUGAUGAAGCUUUUGACUUUUUGUAGACCAAUUUACACUAUUUUCUCAGGUUACAAAAGGUUUUUUAUAAUUUCGUUAUGGAGAUCUUAUUAUAUAAUAGUUCUCUGUGUUUGCAUUUGGACAUUAACUGAUACUAGGUGAGUUAGUAUUCUCCUGGGGUAAGGUCUCAUGACUGGAUUUGUUUUCUAUAACUUUCUUAGUAUGAUAUAGAACUUAGUUGCACUAUACUAGCAACAUUAUAAAGUAAACUUUAGUCCAAAUCUCAAAGUAUAUGUGCUUUAUUAUAUUUAGUUAUACACUUGUAUGUUCAUUCUUUUACUCAGCAAAUUUGAAGCAAAUUCUUAUAAUUCUUUGUUGGUUAUAUUUUGUUAUGAUGCUUUCCCCCUUGUCAUUUUAUAUAUCAAUCUUGACUCAGGUAUUAGCACUUUGGCUAACAUGUCUCAUUACGAAGGGGAAGAGAUGGAUCAUGUUGCAGAUGAUAAUGAAAUGGCAGAAGGUGAUGACAUUAUGUAUUUGUGUGGUACAGAAAAUGGUGAUUCAGAUUCAGAUUCAGAUGAUGAAGAAUAUGAUAAUUUGGAGAAUAAAAUAGAAGAUACAUCUGCAGCGGAUGCCAGGAGAGGGCAGGAUAUUCAAGGAAUUCCUUGGGAAAGAUUGAGCAUCUCUCGCAAGAAGUAUAGGCAAACUAGAGUAGAACAGUAUAAGAACUAUGAAAAUGUUCCACAAUCAGGAGAAGGUUCAAUGAAGGAAUGCACACCAACCAAGAAAGGAGGAUUAUAUUAUGAGUUUUGGCGAAAUAAUAGAUCAGUAAAAUCAACAAUCCUUCAUUUCCAAUUGAGGAACUUGGUUUGGUCUACUUCAAAGCAUGAUGUGUAUCUUAUGUCAAACUUCUCUGUUAUUCACUGGUCUUCAUUGAGCACAAAAAAAAAGGAAGUUCUUGAUGUUUCUGGGCAUGUAGCCCCCCGUGAGAAACACCCUGGAAGUCUUCUGGAAGGAUUUACUCAGACCCAAGUUAGUACUCUGGCUGUAAGGGAUAAGUUGUUAAUUGCUGGAGGGUUUCAGGGUGAACUUAUUUGUAAGUCUCCACACCACGACAUCACAUUCGACGUGGAAUGGUGUUAACUUCUCCUACCAGUCAAAUUGAGACAUGGCGUCUAAAGCAUUAUGAUGCUGAGAAAGGAUGGACUGGAAUAGAGCUCGGGCCAUUAUAUGAUAAAAUGAUGGAGUUAAGGGGUCAACAUCCUCCAGAAGAACUAUCUGAUAAAGAGAUUAUGGAGCGUGUACUUGGACGUGAUUCGGUAUACUUGCGAGGGUGGGGGCGGUCUCCUAGUGUCACAACUUCUACUUCACAUCUUGAAAAUAUUGUGGGUAAUCAACCA